AUGCCUGACCCACCUGCUGGGUCACCUCUGCCUGCCCACCAGCGCUGGCACUGCAUCGCCAGCGGCACAGGGCUCUGGAUUCUCUCUCUUCUGGCUGUUAUUUGUGAAGAAAUUGUGGAGGAUUGUAUCAAGUGUGGAGGAUUGCAUGAAGUGAGGAUUGUAUCAGCUGUGGAGGAUUGUAUCAACUGUGGCGGACUGUACUUCUUUGAAUUCACAAGCUGCAGUGCCUUUCUUUUGAGCCUCCUCAUCCUGUGUGUGUAUUGCACCAAUGUAUACGAAACGUUUGGGGAAGAUAAAGUACAGAGAGUGAAUAGUUGGGCCAUGGUAAUCAUAGGUGUCUGUUUUCUGUUAGCGUCAAUAGUGCUUGCUGCGACCAGCUCUGGGUCUGCUGUUGAAAAAGCUGCAUGUGCAUUUGGAUUUCUUGCAAGUGGUGCAUUUUUAGCUGAAAUUAUUAUAGAGUAUUUUCACAGUCGCAAACAAAACAUCGACAGACGCUCUGAAAAUCCUGGCAACACUCAGAAUGCCACAGAAAAUCAGCCACUGCACAAACAAAGCUAA
Molecule: messenger RNA, 558 nt
Organism: Charadrius vociferus (killdeer)
Lineage: Eukaryota; Metazoa; Chordata; Aves; Charadriiformes; Charadriidae
Gene: CMTM6
Product: CKLF-like MARVEL transmembrane domain containing 6
Exons: 4
Coding region: 1-558 (185 amino acids)
Source: RefSeq, a predicted model, not a curated record